AUGAUGCUGGCAGAGACUUUCUUAACAACCUCCGUUUCCGAUGACAUCCUACGCAUACAGAAUUACACCCUGGUCAGACGCGACAGGCCAACUCAUGGCGGAGGCUUAGCAGCUUAUGUAAGAGAUCAUCUCCGAGCCCGAAUUGUGAAGGCUGACACCCAGGUGGAAAUGCUCAUGUUAGAGGUCAGUGGGCAGCGUUCCAAGGUUCUCCUUGGUGGUGUGUACCGUCCUCCAGGCACUCCUGUGCAAUUCUGGCAAGACUUGACGAAUGCACUAGACACUGUCAUCUCCACACUUCCCACAUCACCUCUGGUCCUUGUUGGAGACUUCAAUGUCGAUGUAAGCUCCCGCGACAGCCCCCAGCUAAACAGCUUGCUGCACCUGUGUAAUUCUUUCGACAUCAAGAACCAAGUGGACUGUCCUACCAGAAUUGGACCCCAAGGCAGCCAAACAACCCUGGAUCUCGCUCUGGUCGGAGACGAUCAUGUGAACUCUUGUGUCGUAGUACCUUGUACAAUCAGUGACCACUUCGCUCUGGCACUUGAUUUGCGACUCACAACGUCCUGCACACCGACCGUGCGACGUGGCCGUAACAUUGCAAGAAUUGAUAUGGGUCAAUUUGCACACCACCUUCUAAAUAGCGAUCUAGAGAACUUCUGCUUUGCGCGGACAGAAGAUGAAAUGUGGGAUAUGUGGCUGGAGAAACUUGUCGCGGCCUUGAACACUCAUGCUCCUAUCCGUCUACACCGCCCAAGAGCUCCUACCCGGAAAUCCUUCCCCUGGAAGACGCCAGCUCUACAUGACCUAGUCCAGCGACGUGACGCGGCCCAUCGACGGUGGAAAGCAUCACCUGCAGACCCGGCACUACGCAAUGUCUUCACUUCUGCCCGAGACGAAGCCAAGCGUAUGUCACGACAUCUCCGAGCCACCUACUUUAGGGACCUUCUUGCUGCUAGUCAGGCCAACGCACGAAAAACCUGGCAGACCAUCAACUACCUCAGCGGUCGUAACAAGUCCUCAGUUCCACCAGCCGUCAGUGUCUCACAGCUCAGUGACCAAUUCAGCGGUGUUGUGUCAGACCCAACUAGACCACUACGUCUCUCAGCCCCAUUGGGUCCCACGAAGAAGGAAUGCCUCGAAGAAUUUGCUCCAGCAAGUGUGCAAGAGAUUGCUAAGCUGCUCUCCAACAUCGACGUGCGCAAAGCUGCAGGCAGCGACCAGGUUCCAGCUGCAAUCCUCAAACACUGUUCUCCUGUCCUUGCACCGUCCCUUACCAUACUAAUCAAUGCAUCUCUGGCUUCUGGUGUUGUUCCUGCAUCUCUGAAGAUUGCGGAUGUUCGUCCCCUCUUCAAGCUUUACAGCAUUCCUCCUUCUCAUGAGCUGGGCGGCUUUAAACAUCUGCGCUCCCUCUUUGAGACGCUCUACUUCCUUCGCCGUGUCAGCACACCAGCCGUCCAGGCAAUGGUCAGCUACUACACCAGCAAGGACCUCAAGGGCUGGAGAGGACGGCCGAGGACCAGCCUGCCGGGUACACUAUCUGCUGACUUGGAGGCAACAGAUGCCGGAAAGCUGAGUAGUCUGGAGGACUUGCACAGAAUCAGGAAGAUUGCAGCGGAUAGGGCCGAGUAG
Molecule: messenger RNA, 1629 nt
Organism: Sycon ciliatum
Lineage: Eukaryota; Metazoa; Porifera; Calcarea; Leucosolenida; Sycettidae
Exons: 2
Coding region: 1-1629 (542 amino acids)
Molecular function (GO): catalytic activity
Source: RefSeq, a predicted model, not a curated record